CUUGACUUCCCUCGACUGUGAUUCUCUGCAUAGCAAACUUUUGCACUAAGAGCUUGGAACCUGAUGGCCACAUCUGAGGAGCAGCAGCCGCUGCUUAGACCAAUUGUUGACGAUGCUGAGUCGGACACGAAGCAUGACGAGGUGAUCUUGGACUUUGAGGUGGGAGACCCAGAAAACCCCAGGAACUGGGACUCCAAGUUCAAAGGAUUGAUUGUGUUUCUUCUCGCAUUCAUGGCGUUUACUGUAACCUUCACAUGCAUCGGAGUCGUUCCAAUUGCUGCCAAUAUCGUCGAUGAGCUCGAAGGCAAGCACGCAAGCGCAUCGACGAGUGCGCUCCUCGUCACCAUCUGGGAGCUCGGCGAAGCCGGUGGACCUCUUCUGAUCGCCCCUCUUUCUGAAGUUUUUGGCCGUUAUCCGGUCAUGAAUGCGUGUAAUAUUGUCUUUAUCAUAGCGACCUUCCUUGCUGCUGGCAGCACAAGCACUAAUCUCCUCAUUGCUGCGCGUUGGCUUACUGGAUUUGCCGUUGCUUCAAACGUACUCAAUCCCAGCAUCAUCGGCGAUAUCUUCGAAUCCGACCAGCGCGGCUCAGCCAUGAGUUUGAUUUCGCUCGCGCCUCUUAUCGGCGGUGCAAUUGGUCCCGCAAUUGCAGGUGCGAUUGCGCAAACCCUCGGAUGGCGUCAAGUCCUUUUGAUGGCUGGAGGUCUGGCCGUCAUUGCUGAACUCCUGAUCCUGACCUGCUUCAGCGAGACAUAUAAGAUGGCUAUCCUCCACAACCGCAUUGCACGCAUCAAGCGCGAAAGUGGAGAAUUCAAGAACGAACCCUUUGCGCCCAAAAACAAGCAUGAAGAUCUCCGGAAGAUCUGGCAUGCGCUCACCCGCCCGUUUGCCGUCAUGUUCGGAUCGGGCGUGCUUAUGUCCCUCUCCCUCCAGGCCUCCAUCUCCUUCUCCUUCUUCUACGUCAUGAGCAUCAGCCUCCCGUCCAUCCUGCAGGACAGUUACGGCUUCAACCCCGCCGAAACCGGCGCCGCAUUCGUAGUCCUCAGCCUCGGUUCGCUACUCAGCGUGCUGAUGUGCAACGCCUUCCUGGACCGCAUCUACAUCGCGCUGCGAAACCGCUCCUCGAACCCAGAUCAGGGCAAGCCCGAGUACCGGCUUCCACUCGCGGUGCUCGGCGCUGUUCUGCUGCCCUUCAGCGUCACGGCGUACGGCUGGAUUGCGCAUCUGCAGCUGCCCGUGCCGCUGCUGCUCGCAUCGGUCGUGUUGCUUGAUUUCACGCUGCUGACCAACAUCAUCCCAGUGCAGGCGUAUGUCGUGGACGCGUGCGGGCUAUACUCUGCGUCUGCGAUGACGGGCGUGAUCGUGUCGCGUUGUCUGAUGGGAUACGGGUGGGGCUUUACGGUGCUGGGGGUCGUUGCGGCGGUGGUCGCUUUGAUUCCACCCGCGAUACUGAGGUAUGGGAGUGAGUGGAGGCAGAGGAGCGAGUACACAAGGGACAUUUAGUUGCGUACUGGGCAGCGAUGAGGUACAGGGUGAUCUGCAUUUACAAUGGCGUUGUUGGAUUUCUGUAAAGAUUCGACGCAUGUGGGAUAGACGGUCAGGACGUCUGCAUGUUGAUGAGACAUGGUUAGCGGAAAGAUGAUAAACAUGACCAAGCGAGGGUCUGAUGUGACUAG
Molecule: messenger RNA, 1673 nt
Organism: Boeremia exigua
Lineage: Eukaryota; Fungi; Ascomycota; Dothideomycetes; Pleosporales; Didymellaceae
Product: MFS multidrug transporter-like protein
Exons: 3
Coding region: 64-1500 (478 amino acids)
Biological process (GO): transmembrane transport
Molecular function (GO): transmembrane transporter activity
Source: RefSeq, a predicted model, not a curated record